AUGACUUUGGACUUUAGAGUAUGUAAAAUUGAGGGUGAUGCGGCCAGGGAAAGCCAUAGGGCAAACCAUUCUGCAUGGGGGAAAGGUUUGACUGUGAACCAAUACUUGAAACGCGAGCAGCUUCUGGGAAGCCAGAAACCCUGUACAAAAGGUCGACUGGCUUACUGGGUUGCUGAGGAACUUUGUGAAUCUGGAUGGAGAGUAGUUUCUACUUGUGAAAUUCUAACUCGGCCUGCUAUCUACAGUGUUGGAGGCCAACAAGUCCGCUCAACUUUGAGUCAUACUGUUGGUGCAGUUUUUACGCCUGAGGAGCACCGCGGACACGGUCAUGCCAAGCGGAUGUUGGAGUACAUUGUGAAUGAGUUUGAUAAAGGUCUUGAAGGAGAGUUUGGAAGUCAUUUUAAGGAUAUUAUCGACCCAGAUUCUACAGUGGCCCAUGAACAAGUUGCUCAGGCGUUUUCCAUUUUGUGGUCGGAUAUUGGCGCGUACUAUAGUAUGUUUGGAUAUGCUUUGACCUCUUCAGAACAGCUCCAAGUACCGGUAGACAAGAUGGUAGAAGCGCCUCAAGUUGAGUGGCUGGGUGAAGAGGACGUGAAAGCAUUUGCGGAACGAGACUGCGCCAACUUUGAGGCGCAAGUACAAGCUCUUGCUCAGCGCGAUGGAUGUGUCCGUGCGGCAAUUGUGCCGUCGCAUGAAGUUCAUGUAAUGACCCAUGCGAGAGUGCAUUAUUUGGCUCCCCUAAUGCGGCCAGACUUGCAAAUUCCCGUGCGCCGGUUUGGUGCCAAGGCAGGUGCGUUAUCUAUGCUUUGGACUUUAGAUUUUGCUGGCGAUAAGCUGGCUAUUUUACGCGUCCAAACAAAGUUAGAAGAAGAAGAAGAAAAUAACCAAAAAGAAGUUGUUUUAAAAGACUUUGAAACUUUGAUCAAAGCAGCUCUCUCCGAGGCACUUGCUUGGAACCUCGGGUCUGUGGUGCUGUGGGCACAGGACGUUCCGCGGAACCUUUCUGGAGACCCACUUUUGACACUUGAGGAGAUGGCAGCAGCUGUUGGGUGGACUGAAAGUGGAGCACGCGUUCUUUUGCGCGACACAUCAUGGCCUAUGGUACGAACGCUACAUGGCUACGCGACCUUGGGACCCGGGCCCGUUGUAUUUGACGGUCGGUACGCGUGGUUUUAG
Messenger RNA from Magnusiomyces paraingens, 1176 nucleotides. RefSeq lists its product as uncharacterized. NCBI's taxonomy places the organism in Eukaryota, Fungi, Ascomycota, Dipodascomycetes, Dipodascales, Dipodascaceae. The coding region runs from base 1 to 1176 and encodes 391 amino acids. The transcript has a single exon. The record is from RefSeq and is a predicted model, not a curated record.